Molecule: messenger RNA, 418 nt
Organism: Staurois parvus
Lineage: Eukaryota; Metazoa; Chordata; Amphibia; Anura; Ranidae
Source: the annotation of a GenBank genome assembly
GAUGAAGGGUGCUAGCGGACUGUCUCUCCUGCUCCUUAUGAUACUUGGAUCUAGCUUUGGCUUACAGGAAAGCUUGGAGGAUGGUGAACCUUGGGAGAAGAUUCAGUUGUGGAAAAAAAUAAUUACUGACAGGGAUGAGAACAUCCCAGCAUCUCUUCUACAUCUUGCAAACCUAAGAGAUAAGAAAUCAACAGACCCAACGUCACUGUUCAGCGUAGCCAAGGAACUCCAAGGUUUUGGGAAAGAAAGAGCAGGCUUCAGGUUUAGGUUUGGUAGGAGAGACGAAGGGAAUGACGUUGAUGACUUUGAACCACAAAUUGACAAACGAGUAGGCACAGCCCUUGGAUCACUGGCUGAAGAGUUGAACGGUUACAAUAGAAAGAAAGGUGGCUUCAGUUUCCGAUUUGGAAGGCGAUAG